Messenger RNA from Peronospora matthiolae, 243 nucleotides. The record is from the annotation of a GenBank genome assembly. Lineage: Eukaryota; Oomycota; Peronosporomycetes; Peronosporales; Peronosporaceae.
AUGACUGAGUCAAAGCCGUCUUAUAACACCCUUGAGGAAAACCCUGAAGAGGUUGUGGUGGACUAUGAAAGUGAAACCGCCACGUCGAGUAUCUACUACCAUCCUCCAGAUACGCCAACGGCGCGUGACACCACGCAUGUAGCGCCUGAUGCAUUCGUGGAUCGUGAGGAGGUACCUUUACCCCUUGCACUGCGUGCAGCCUUCGACCCUACUUUGAGUGUGUUGCACAACACGCUUGGUUAG